Molecule: messenger RNA, 5784 nt
Organism: Spodoptera exigua (beet armyworm)
Lineage: Eukaryota; Metazoa; Arthropoda; Insecta; Lepidoptera; Noctuidae
Source: the annotation of a GenBank genome assembly
GCCAUUUUGUUUUUCGUUUCUUGCUGUGUGCGACUGAGGUGUGCUCGCAAAAUUUUAUUUCAAAUUGAUACAUUCAAAAAUAGAUUGAAAACGUUUUGUUUUCUUUUUAUUCACUGUAUUCAUCACGUUGGAUAACAUGUCGGAUCGAGAGAGGAGUCGUUCCAGGACUCGUAACGGGUCUCGAGAGCCGGCACCCAAGCCAGCCGCUAUGUCGCGGGGCCAUAGCCGAAGCCGGUCUAGGACGCCGCCCCCGCCAAAAGCAUCGAGCAGAAAAUAUAGGAGCCCGUCCGCCUCCAGGUCGCGGUCGCGGUCGGGGUCUGCGCGGCGCGGGUACCGCUCGCGGUACUCCCGCUCCCGCAGUCGCUCGUACUCGCCGCGGGGCUCCUAUCGCCGCUCCCACAGCCACAGCCCUAUGUCCUCGCGUCGCCGUCAUAUGGGUGACAGGGUGAGGAGCGAUGUUUAUGAGAAUCCCACGCCGUCUAGAUGUCUCGGCGUGUUCGGACUGAGUCUGUACACUACAGAACAGCAGAUCAACCACAUCUUCUCUAAAUAUGGACCCGUGGACAAAGUUCAAGUUGUCAUUGAUGCUAAGACUGGUCGUUCUCGAGGAUUUUGUUUCGUGUACUUCGAGAACCAGGAGGAUGCGAAAGUUGCAAAGAACGAGUGUACAGGCAUGGAGAUAGAUGGACGUCGCAUCCGCGUCGACUACUCGAUCACGCAACGUGCGCAUACCCCGACACCCGGUAUCUACAUGGGGAAACCUACUGUGAGCAGAGGUGGCGAUAACGGCUACGACAGACGUCGCGACAGAGACGACUACUACUACCGCGGAGGCGGCUACCGCGAGCGCGACUACUAUCAUCGCGGCUACAGGCACCGGUCGCCGUCGCCGCACUACCGCCGCCGUCGCUACGAGCGGGAACGCUCCUACUCGCCGCGUAAGUCCUAUUACCACCAAGAGCGAUAGGCUUCCACUCCUAACCCAGCCCCCUUUUAGCUGUCCACACACCAUAAAAUAUCCUUGAAAUCGUACCACUCGUAAAUAUAUUUUCAUAAUCCAUGGCAUGCAAUUUAAAAAUAAUAUUGUAAACAAGUAAAUGGUAAAGCCAUUAAUUUCGAAAGUAACAACUACCAAGAGACUGCUAGAAAUGUGCCAAUGACACACUCGUGACCAGUGGUGAGCAAACUUACUUCAUGGGGACCAAAACUACUUCAGUGGUUGAUUACUUAAUGGCAAAAAAUACCAAGUCUCAUGGCUAUGCAACAGUCAAUAAAUAGUCUGCUAGCUUUCCUGGUUCCUAGACCUCUUAUUAUUCUGCUUCUACCUGAUCCACAAAAUAUUUACACAUUUUCGAGUAACAAUGGUGGCAGGAUUAAAUACUUUCGCGAGUCGUGUUUUGCCCACUACUGUUCUAGAUUGUUUGCUUAUUACAAACAACAAUAUUUAAUCUAUGUUAAAAUGUUUUCUAUUUAUGAAUCAGGACAUUUUAUGGUAGUGGCAACUAAUGUGUCGGGUUCAAACAUACAGGGCUACUUUAACUCUGUAGACAUAACUAGCAGAAAGGCUAGUUGAAUCGUAGUCAAACUCUAUGGUGGUGGGCUGAAAGUACCUAUAAAAUUGUAAUACAAAAUAUUGAUGUGCACACAAAUGGAUGUUAAUUAAUUUGAAAUUUACAUUUUUUCUAUCGAGGUUUUAACUAUUAAUUUUCACACCUUGAGCUGCAGGGUUGAUGUUUUGAGUGUAUAAGCUCUGAUAUUGUCGAAGCAAGUCUCCAGAUGGCGAGACCAAAGCUUAUUUAUGUCUUAAAAUAGCGUGCCAUACGCAAUAAUUUGUAAAUUCGAUAGCAAUAUAUUAUGUGUAACACCUUGUAUUGGCUAUGUAGAGUCAAUUAAACUAUGUAAAUAGUUAAUAUAGAUAGAUUAUUGUUAAUUGGAUGAAAGGAGUGUACCAUCAAGUUUUACAGAAUUAAACCUUUGAACUGAUAGCCAAUUUGUUAUAGUUUUAGUAGCCCUGUUGACUUGCUAAUUGUGCAAAUUCUUUAAAUCCCCUUAAGCGACAAUUUUGUGUGACUAUUGAAGCUCAAGCUUAAUUGUACAAAUAUUGUAUGAUAUAUAUAUUAUUUUGUUUUAUUUUUGACACAAGUCAUUAUUCAUUCUUUUGUUAUUAUGGUUAUCUUGAGUCAGUGCACUCAGUUAGUCAUUAUAAUUUCAAUGGACUCUAAUUAUUUGAAAUACAUUUUCAUGUGCAAGGAUAAAACCUUAAAAAAAGAGCAAUUGUACUUAUUCAAAGAUACCUUUUUCAUAUACCAAAGAGUGGGCAAACAUUGCUCUUCCACAUACAAAUUGGUAAAUAUUGAAUAUCCUAAAAAAAAACUUCUGUAUAUAUUUUUUGUGAUUGUAUGAAGUGGGGUCUGUCUUUGAAUCUUUGUUUGUCUUUUAGUUUAAUUAGGAAUAAGUUCUGAAAUGUCUGAUAUAUUUGGUUUAUAUCAAUUUAUUCCCUUAGUAUUUGGUUUGGUUCAUACGUUCUGAAUCAUUUACUGUUUAUAAUUCAUGCGUGUCCGCAAUUGUUAUGUAACGGCGAGAGACGUCUCGCUUAGCGGCCAGCUGCCUCGUAUACGCGCAUCUACACUGGCCCAACAGUAAAUCGUCAUUUUCAAUCUAUUGUAGCUACAAUGCUUUGUUAUCGCGCAUUUAUUGCUUGAUAUAUACUACACUAGGUACUGCAACAAAAUAUUGUAAUAACCACUAGUCAUUUGUGGAUUAUGGAAUAAAUUGAUAGAAACAUUAUGUUGCCACUUGACACGUAGCACCAUAAUAAAUGUUCUGGUAUAACACAUAGUUACUCCCCUCUUUGACUUUGCAGGUCGUUAUUAGUAAGUUCGUGAUGCUGAGUUCAACUUCAGACAUAGCAUAGCAUUUUGAAUACUACAACAGAUCCCAACUAUGUGUCGACCGGCCUCUUUGCAUUUAUAUUGUAUUGUACCAGCCGGUAGUGUUAGCCGUAUUGUUGUUAACGUUUGUAUACAUUCUGUAACAGGCGGGCCGCAGCCGAGCGUGCGCCGGCCGCGCGGCCCCAAGAGAGAAGCUCCUUUGUGUUAAUUAUAAUGUGAUGAAAGGGUCUAGAAUAAGUUAGCGUGUAACGCCCGCGCGGGCAUAGUUGCCUCUAGGAUGUAAAACUAGCUCUAAUAAAGAUUUAACACUAAGUCUAAUAUUGAUUUUGUUUGUUUGAAAAGGUAUUGAAACAAGAAGUAAAGGAUGAAGUUCCUUGAAACUAACUGUGUUGAAGUUUUGAAAAUGUUUGAUUGAAAAGUCCUUUCGAAAUGGCGCUCGCCGGAAUCGGGACCGGCAGCCGGCAGCCGGCCGCCGGGCGUCCGUCCGUCCGUCCGUGACGUGUCGCAGCCAACGGCACCGGCUUGUCGAAGCGAAAAGAAUAUGAUCGAGUUAGCCGCUAAGUAGGAAGCCCAAGCUUUGCGAAGACAUUGAAGAGAGAAGUCGCGCGCGCAUAGAUCAUAUUCUUUAUCUUCCGACUACCGUAUAUCCAUUCUAUCGUUGUGACGACGUGAACUCGCAUUUCUCGUGUUGCUAGCUAAGCUGCAUAUGUAUUAUUAUGUAUCGGUUGUAUCGAGUCUAGCAUCUCACGAUAAUUAGCGUAGCGUUGUUGUACGACUUGUUAAUAAAACAAUAGCUGUAACGUCAUUAUUGGUUCUUCUUCAUUCACUUUGGUUCGUCCCACCUUCUCUAUCCAUCGUAUCCUUUCUCUCGACUGACGCUGCGGAGGGUCCAGGACAAUCUGAGGCUACAAAUUCUAUGUACUAACUUCGAGAUAACAUUCAUACUAUAUACAUUAUACAAUAAUAUUAUCAUAUAAACAGAAGAGACUAUCGCUUGUUUGGAAUUUAAACAGUAACUUACAUCUAAAUCUUAGUAAAAUAAUUACAUUCAAAACAUUACCUGGUUUAGUCUUCUCAAUACCUGAUCCGACGUCAGCGUCAUCAACUCCUAGCAGACUGAUGAACAUUCUGCUUUUAUUUUGUAUCUAUUUUAUUCUAGUACCUAAUUUUAUUAUGUAUAUGUACUAUUGACGGCAUUUAGUUAGACUUAUAUUCAUAGUAAUUUUUUGCAUAAAAACUGUAGCAGCAAUAUUCGAUUACUCUUUAGAUGUCUUAGCUUACUGUAGGAUGCACAUUAAUGUACUUUAAAAGCACAUACUUAUAUAAACAAUAGAAGUUAAUGUAAGGACAUGGUUACCCUCUAGGCAAUCUACCCAACACUUCAGAUGUUCUAAAUGACAUCAUGUGCCUAGUGAUAAGUCGUAACUAUAAUAAAACUACAGUUUUUAUGCAAAUGACUAGUGUUAGAAUAGUAUGGGUAUUAUAUAGUAAAAUAAUAUUAACCAAAUUCUCUAUCAGAUUUUUAUUAAAAUUCUUAACAAUAUCUAUGUAUAUUAUUAUUAUAAAUAUACCACAUAAUCGUGACGUUGGCACUCACCAUGGCGACUAGGCUAACCGCUGAUAAACUUAAAUACUCUUUAAUAUACAAAUAACAUUAAAAACAAUACACGGCAACAUAUGAUCGUUUGGUUAAGCAUUUGAUUGCAUUGGACGCGAUUUCAUUUCUGGCGGAUGUGUCACUUAAAGCUACGGGACGUGGAAUGUGAUAUGAUUUGCAUGUUUGAUUUGAAGUCUGCCUCUUAUCCAAACAAGAUGUUUUUUGUCAUUUAUAUGUACCCUUGUAUUAUUAAGAGCCUGUCAUGUGAUGCUACAUUUGGCACAGAUAGCACCUGUAUAGGCUCUGCAUAAAGCUCAAUAGCUUCAGAGCGGCACAGCGUUGUCAAUUACACAAUAAAAAAAUUUGAAAACAGCUUCAAGAAGAGACACGAGGGCGUUCUAAAAGUAAUCAAUUUGUUUUGUACGACUUCAAAUCCAACAACUACUUCGAACAUCUGGAAUGCUUGCACAUAUAAUACUGCUAAAUAAAAGUACGCUUUAGGUACUUGGCAAGCAACAUUACAACAACAUAUAUACUUAUAUCUAAGGCAGAAAAUACUAUAAAGUUUAACACUAUAAAAAAUAAAAUUCAUAAAAUGCCACUAAUCGUUUCAUACUAGUACGAUAAUGGAUAGUAGUUAUCGACAUAAUUAUGUUACGCUGUGGAAAGCUGUACCUAAGUAGGUACAUAAAGAUGACAUACGCCAAAAACUACAAACCAUUAUCGCAUAAAUUCAACUACCUAUAUUCCCAGUUCUUAGCAAUAAACCAGCUUUCAGCGAAGUUACUACAAGAUAAUUUCUGGAAGGACUAGAGAUUUCAGCUGUAAGAAAAUAAAUAUAAAAUUUGGCAAUUAUAAUCUAGAAGUGGCCGAAAAACUUAUUUUCUAGUGGCAAGAAUAGAAUGAGCUCGAAACAAUUAGUCUACGAUGCAGUCGCUAUAUAACUGCAAGGAAUAUCUAUAUAGGGCAGGUAUGUACUGAAUAUUACUGCUGGACCUACACAUUAGAUAAUACAAUUAUAAUAAAGAAAAUAGUAACCCACAAAGUGAUGUGUCAUCGAAUAACUACAUUAUACAAAUAAUAAACGUACACCAAAAUGUUUUGAAGUUUCAUUUGCUACAUCCUUACUUCUACAAGAAUUUAAAAUGAGUAUGUUUUAGAAUUUCACUGAUUUACCGUUGGAUCCGACGAGAAUAUCUCAAAUAAUAUACUUUCUUUAUACAGUCAUAAUAUAUAAAAAUAUGUAACAAAAUAUAAAAAUAAGUCAAAUUCAGCAUCUUAUGGCACAGGUAUUCU